Messenger RNA from Striga hermonthica, 1533 nucleotides. The record is from the annotation of a GenBank genome assembly. Lineage: Eukaryota; Viridiplantae; Streptophyta; Magnoliopsida; Lamiales; Orobanchaceae.
AUGGCGCUGUGCCCUUUACCUUUCCUCGCGCAGCCAUUUUCGACCUCUCCCCAUCUCCCAGAUUUCUACUGUUUUCCUCCGGUGAAGAAAGCUCGAGCGAUGAGAAGACGAAAAACAAAGAAAAAUGAGGCUUUGACCAUGGCUGCCGCCGCCGCGAAGAAUGCGGCUGUUGAUGGUAAGCCGACGAAGCUGGUGACUUUCUUGGGUAAAGGCGGCUCUGGCAAAACAAUCGCCUCCAUUUUCGCAGCUCAGCAUUAUGCAAUGUUGGGGCUCAAGACAUGUUUGGUUAUACAUUCUCAAGAUCCGACAGCUGACUAUCUACUCGACUGUAAGAUUGGAUCAUCACCUGUCAACUGCAAUGAUAAUCUCUCAGCUGUUAGAAUCGAAACUACAAAGAUGAUUCUUGAGCCCCUUAAACGACUUAAGCAGGCUGAUGCUCGUCUGAAUUUGACGCAAGGUGUUCUUGAAGGGGUGGUGGGUGAAGAGCUUGGUGUACUUCCUGGUAUGGACUCUAUAUUUUCUGCUUUGGAGCUCGAAAAACUCAUAGGUUUCUUGGGUAUUUCGUCCCAGGGGAAAAGCGAGAAAGAAAAAUACGACGUAGUCGUGUAUGACGGUAUUAGUACUCAAGAAACAAUCCGUAUGAUUGGUGCAUCCAGUAAAGCAAGAUUAUACUUAAAAUAUAUGAGGAGUCUUGCUGAAAAGACGGAUCUAGGGAGGGUAGCAGGCCCGUCUCUCUUGAGACUAGUGGAUGAUGCGUUGAGUCUAAGUGGAAGGGGUACCAAUCUGAACGGGAAAAUGAGCUCGGAAAUUUGGGACUAUCUGGAACAAACAUUAGAGAAAGGAUCUUCCAUCUUUGCUGAACCCCAUAUAUUCGGAUGCUACAUCAUAAUGGAUCCUGAAAAUCCCAUGUCACUUAAUUCCGCCGUACGGUUUUGGGGUUGUGCUAUUCAAGCUGGUGCACGAGUGUCCGGUGCAUUUGGUCUAGUUACACCAGAUUCUCCUCCUGUGUCAUUACACGAAAAAAUGAAGAUCAACUUUUCACCUCUACCUUGUGCUUUUGUUCCACAUCUUCAACUUGGUACCAAAAAAAAUUGGAAUGAGAUCAUGAAGUCUGAUAAUAGCAAAGAUGCUCGAGACCUACUUUCAGGAAGUAAUGACACGAGCGUUCCAUCCUCGGUGAAAUUUGACCCGUCUGAUAAAUCCGUGAAGCUAUUCAUGCCAGGUUUUGACAAGUCAGAGAUCAAGCUCUACCAAUUUCGAGGUGGAUCGGAGUUGCUAGUUGAAGCCGGUGACCAGAGGCGUGUAAUUCGACUGCCUUCUCAAAUUCAGGGGAAGGUUGGGGGUGCCAAGUUUGUAGGGCAUACAAAUAUGAGGCGUACGGACGUGGAUAUGAGGGGAUCUGGCUUGAAACCGGGUGUACGGAUGUUCGGGUGUUGUAUCAAGCUCAGGGCUGAGCUCGUGCUAGCUGUUCGAAUGGUCUCACGUACCGACCGACUUAGCUCACGUGAAGGCGAGUUGAGGAUGAAGGUGUGA